Penicillium nucicola is the source of this 1701-nucleotide messenger RNA. RefSeq names its product rRNA 2'-O-methyltransferase fibrillarin-like protein. Gene Ontology annotation, biological process: rRNA methylation; box C/D sno(s)RNA 3'-end processing. The coding region runs from base 1 to 1701 and encodes 566 amino acids. The transcript is spliced from 5 exons. The record is from RefSeq and is a predicted model, not a curated record. Gene Ontology annotation, cellular component: box C/D methylation guide snoRNP complex; small-subunit processome. Gene Ontology annotation, molecular function: rRNA methyltransferase activity; histone H2AQ104 methyltransferase activity; RNA binding. NCBI's taxonomy places the organism in Eukaryota, Fungi, Ascomycota, Eurotiomycetes, Eurotiales, Aspergillaceae.
AUGCGGUCUGCCAAAGCAGUCGUUUCUGAGAAACUCGCGCGCCUUGGAGCUUCCACCAUGGCUCACAGCACCAGCGGGAUACAUGCCAACAAUAGGCCGCACACCAUUACCUCGCUGCGACGUUGGUCUAUUGUGAACAAAGAACUCCCAGCUAUGCGCAAGAUCCGCGCAAUUCACGUUUACGACUUUGACAACACCCUAUUCUUAAGUCCGUUGCCAAACCCGCAGAUAUGGCAUGGAUCAUCAAUUGGAUCCCUUCAAUCCGUGGACCACUUCGCCAAUGGAGGGUGGUGGCACGACCCAAACAUCCUCGGUACAACAGGAAAGGGUGUGGAGGUUGAAGAGCCCCGCGCAUGGGAAGGCUGGUGGAAUGAGCAAAUUCUUCGCUUGGUACGCAUGAGUAUGGAGCAGAAAGAUGCCCUCACAGUGCUGUUGACCGGCCGAAGUGAGGCUGGGUUUGCCGACAUCAUCAAGCGGAUGGUGGCAAGCCAAAAACUCGAAUUCGAUCUCAUCGGUCUCAAGCCCGAGGUUGGUCCACAUGGACAGCGGUUUUCAUCAACCAUGGAAUUCAAACAGGCCUUCCUUGAAGAUUUGGUUCUCACUUACGAGCAGGCUGAAGAGAUUCGCGUCUACGAAGAUCGUGUCAAGCAUGUGAAAGCAUUCCGGGACUACUUCGAAGAGAUGAACAAAAAGCUUCAGAUUGGAGCUUCCUCUUCUACCACACGUGCGCCCAUUCUUGCUGAAGUGAUCCAGGUAACUGAAGGCUGCACAUAUCUUGAUCCCGUAGCCGAAACCGCUGAAGUGCAGCGCAUGAUUAAUUCUCACAAUCUUGCUUUGCGUGAACCAUCUCUAUCCACAAAAAACAUUCGCAAUGGUCGUUUAAGCAUCAAACGCGUUGUUUUCUACACUGGAUAUCUUCUUUCCCAAGAGGACUCAAACAGGAUGACUGAGAACUUGCUGGUUCCAGCACUACCCCCUGGUCUUGCUGACUCUAAUGACCUCAAAUACAUGGCUAACAGCAUUCUUAUCACCCCACGCCCAGCCCCUCGUUCCAUUCUGGACAAGGUUGGAGGCAUGGGCAAGAACAUCAAGUGGAAGGUUACCGGUACCGGAACCUUUGAAAACAAAAUCUGGGCUGCCCGCGUGGCGCCUGUCUCGGCAACAGAGCCGGUGUAUUCUGAUAACCCACUGCCGAUUGUAGUCCUGGCUGUGCGCAAAGGCUCUCGCCUUGUUGACGCAGGGAGAAUUCAAAAUUGGCACCCAGUUCCUGCUGAUCAGGCUAUGGUAUUUGACACUGUUGUUGGAGAAAAGGUCGUCUUGAAGAUUGAGACCGAAGGUCAAUAUACCAUGAAUAAAAGCCACAAGCGACGUUUCCAGGAUCGAGAUGACAGUGGCGUGGCUCAGACCACACAUCAUGCUAGCUAUGAUGGGGCAUCAUCUUAUUCCCGUGGCGGUCACAACUCCAACCAACGAGGUGGAGGCCAGUACUCUGACGAAAGUCCUCGACGCGGAGCUUAUCGUGGCCGUGCCCGUGGUAAUACACGUGGACGUGCCAACAGAGGCUCCCGUGGACGAGGUCGCGGCCGCGGCGACCAUGCAGCAUACCACUACAAGUCGCUGGAUGAUUAUGGUGGAGCCUCCCAUGGCGAUGGGGGAGGUCAUGGCGGUGCUGGACGAGGAGCGUAUGCCAUGGACUACUGA